AUGAAUUUCCAGGAACUUAAGAAGAGGCGUUGUAUGGGAAAACGGAACUUAAUAUUUACUCAAAAGAUUUGUCAACUUACGAAAGAUACAGCCCUGUCUCAUUAUCAUAAUCGAUUGUUGUAUGAGUUCUCCAGAAUUAAAGAAUGUGAAGUACUCAAAAAACCUCCAUGUUGCCGUACAGUAUGCUUGAGCUGCUUCCAUGCGCACAGCAUUACUGAAAAAGCUAUUCGAAUUAAAAAGAGAGUUGCUCGUCGUCGCUCACCACUUCAAAUUGAUCAAGUAUUUAUCUGCAAACUAUGUGGUGCGAAAGAAGUGUCUCGUGGAUUUGUACCUAAAGAAUACAAGUGCCCAAUGAAGAAAAGUACUUCACAAGAAACAUCUGUCACAGAAACAAAGAAAAAAACAAAGAAAAAGAAAAAGUCUAAAAUGAAUAUUUUCAAGACAGAAACCGCUCAUACGACGACGAUGCCUAUCAAAACUAAGCCAGUGUCAUCUGUUAAUACAUUUACAACAUUUAUGUCAUCUUUAUGCUAA
Schistosoma bovis is the source of this 534-nucleotide messenger RNA. The record is from the annotation of a GenBank genome assembly. Lineage: Eukaryota; Metazoa; Platyhelminthes; Trematoda; Strigeidida; Schistosomatidae.